Nematocida ausubeli is the source of this 225-nucleotide messenger RNA. RefSeq lists its product as uncharacterized. The transcript has a single exon. Bases 1 to 225 code for a protein of 74 amino acids. Lineage: Eukaryota; Fungi; Microsporidia. The record is from RefSeq and is a predicted model, not a curated record.
AUGGCGAAAUCACUGGAUGCCGAACUGGCCGCGAUCGAGGCCGAGGAGCGCAAGCUGUCCGAGCGUCGCAAGGCGCAUCAGGGACGGGUGCGGGAGGCUGCGAUCGAACGGGUCGAGAAGGCGGGUUUGCUGAAGCUUCCGCUCGAUCGGCUCGACGGCCUGAUGAAGUCGGUGAAGACGCUGGGCGUCGAGGAAGUCGAGAAGCGACUGAAGGCGUCAGCCUGA